Messenger RNA from Sorghum bicolor (sorghum), 1569 nucleotides. RefSeq lists its product as uncharacterized. Gene Ontology annotation, cellular component: nucleus. The transcript has 9 exons. Bases 135 to 1361 code for a protein of 408 amino acids. NCBI's taxonomy places the organism in Eukaryota, Viridiplantae, Streptophyta, Magnoliopsida, Poales, Poaceae. Gene Ontology annotation, molecular function: deSUMOylase activity. Gene Ontology annotation, biological process: protein desumoylation. The record is from RefSeq and is a predicted model, not a curated record.
UGCAUAUUCUAAGGUAAUUUUUUAUAAUCUCCUAUUGAUUUUUAGCCUUUUUUAGGAUCGUGACAUUUUAUUUACAGGUUUCUCAAGGUAUUUUGCAUGGAUCUCAGAAUACCAAAGAUGAGGAUGUUGUGUUGAUGCAGACUAUACCUUUUACUGUUGAUGGAUCUCCUCAUAUUACUCCAAUUCUACCUAGGAAGUCUAAUGUUUUACAUAGUAGUAAUGGUUCUGAUAAGAGGGCUCGUAUUUCUGAUCAUAAUGAUUCUUCCCCAGUUAUUUGUAUUGGUUCUAGAUCGUUUGCUGAAACUGUUAAAGUUGACACUAAGAAAUCAGAUGAUUUAUACAACUUGAAGUUUGGGAAAUUGAGAAUGACUUCACAGACUUCUUCUAUUUCCCUUGGCAAUACUCAUGGAUUUCCUGCUGAUUCUUCUAUUGAUCCUGAAAGCUUGGCGAAUCGUUCUGAUUUCAAGGUCAGGAACUCGUCAACUGGUGGGAAGAUCCCUAUUCAUGGUCCUAGAAGGAUGGUUCGUCCAAGUCGAGUUCUUAUAGAUGAUUAUGAUGUAACUGGAGAUAAGUUCAAAGUUUCAAAAUCAGAAAUUGCAAACUAUGAGGCUAUUUGUCGUUUGGCCCAAUCACGUUCUAGCAAUCUUGAUGCUUUGUACUUUGGAGGUGUUCGUUGUACGUAUUGGUCUCUUGGUGAAUCAAUGAAGCCAGGUGGUAAAGUCAACAAUUUUGUUGUUGCUGCAUUUUGCUAUCAUCUUUUUUGCCGACCUGAUGGGCAUCCAGAUAUUUCGAAGCGGCAUUACUUCUUUUCAAAUAUCUCAGAAAAUCUCCUGAAAGAUCAUGAUGAAGUUGCCGGUGAUGUGAUGAUGAGAGCAUUUGAUCGUUCUUCAAAGGCGAGGCCACUUUUUCAAUCAAAUAUGUUGUAUUUCCCUACAUUUUAUGAAGAUCAUUGGUUUGUAUUUGUUGUUGACAUCAAGGAUAAGAAAUUUGUGUUUCUGGACUCAUACUAUUCAGAAGUUCACGCUUAUCAGCAAUAUGUUAGGGCGAAGAUGAUCCCAGAGUUUCAAUUUUGGUGGAACAAGUUUGUUAAGCGUGAAAUGAACUUUGAACAGUAUGGUGUUCUAUACCCAAGUGUGCCUAAGCAAUCUGCAGAAAAUAAUGUUGAUUCAGGAAUUUAUGCUAUGAUGUUCCUCGAGCAUUGGACUUCUCCAAGGUCAAGUCUAUUUUCCCUGUUCAGCAGUGAUGACAUUGUAAACAUAAGGAUCAAAUUAGCAAAUGAGAUGUUGUUCAAUCCAAGAAAUACCGGAAACAAGACCCCUGUGAUUAGUUUUGACUUGAAUGAGGAAGGUGGUUCAGAGUAGCUAUUGGGCCAUUUUUUUUGUUUUAGUCUCAUCAAACUUUGUUCGUAGUUUGUAUAGGAAUUCAUAUUCUGUCUCGACAUUCGAUAUGCCAAUGAUGUAUGUCGCGAAGUAGUACUUUUGGAAGUGCCUUACAAUAUGCUUGUGCUGUGUUGCACAUCAUAGUAAUUGUUACAUAUGAUAAGUCUAAUACUAUAAUACAUAUUGCUGA